AGAAACCCGCACAAUUUUCCCGCGAAAAAACCCUAAUAAAUUAAAUCCACACCCUUUUUUCUGACAUUCAUCGAAUCUUCAGCUCUUCUCUAUUUCUUACAAUUUCACACAAUUUUCACUCAAUCUCAUUCUCAGAUCUGAAAGAUUCAUCUAAUCCACACUCUAUUCCAAUCAAUCAAUAUCCACUCAUUCUCAGAUCUGAAAGAAUGAGUAAUUCUUCAGAAUCCCCUUCUCCAUCCUCAUACAAAACCAGAUCCAAACUUCGAAGCUCCAAAGCUCUAUUCAAAGAUCCCAUUGAUGAACUAAGUACGAAGACUCCAGAGAAGUUGCCACAGCGUACUCGCAACCGUGGAGUUGCGCUUUCUUUAUCGGAUAUUAGGAAAGUCACUAAGGGUCUUCAUGAUCAGAAACAACCGAACGAAACGGUGCCGUCUAAGGGGAGAACCGCUAGGAGGCUGAUCUCAUCGGAUUCCCCGCGUAAGGGCAGUAAAUUAUUCAAGCUUCCUGAGAAAUAUGAGAAUUUGGGGGAGUUUUUUGAUAGCUUGGAUAGUUCCAUUCGAUUGUUGCGAUUGAAAGGAUCCAUGACUUCGUUCACUAAUAUCAGGCCAAAAAUUGAAACUUUGACUGAUAGGAGGUUUACAUAUGGUCAUUUAGCUCAAUUGAAGUUUAUCUUACCUGAGGCUAUUGCAAUUAAGAAGUUAUUAGUGUUUGAUGAAAGAACUAGUUGUAUGAAGCCCGAUCUUCAUGUAACUAUAAACCCUGAUGCAGUUGAGUUUGAUGAUAAUAUGCGAUCUGAAUCUGGGACAAUGUCUCUGAGGAAGUUGUUUCGUGCUAGGCUCAAAGAUUUUUGGGAAUCUCAUCCAAAGGGUGAUGAAAUUCCAGAGGAAAUAUUGCCCGAGCCAUUCAGUCGCCCAAAGCAGGAGCCUCUUUUACACAUGUUCAAACCUCCCUCAACAUUCUCUGCAGUGAAAUUGUCAACUAGUGACAAUGCAGUUAGUACAGACCCUGAUGUCUCAGUGCCCAAUGAGACAUCAUUUGAAGUUCUUAACCAGCAGCCAGCACUUGCCUCUCAUAUGCCUCCAUCUUUUAGAAGACGGUUUUCUCAGAGGGUGAAGGAAAAUGUACACCCAAAAUUUCCAUCAGAUUCCUUCCAACCUUCAGUUGUACCAUCUACAGAAUCAAGCUUGAAGAUAAAUUCCACAUCUGAGGACUCUUUAUCCCGUCAGAAAACAUCCCCAUCUGAGCUGGUUUCAGAAACACCCGACAGUGAAGCAUGUCCUACAAUUCACUGUUCUUCAAUAUGCUCCACACCAUCCAGUGUUAUCCCAGCCACACCUAGUAAAACCAUUGAGUGUACAGAUGGAAAAGGUGGAUCUGUCAAAAGCGGUGAAGCUAUGUCAACCCCAUUGAAGUGUGUGUCAACUCCAUCCAGGCUGAUGUCAGCCACACCUGCUUUGAAGCCACCUAAAAGGCAUAUAAUGACUCCGGAAGACAACUCUGCAAGCUUACCAGACAAGUUGGUUAAGCGCCCACCUCGAUCAAGGUCUUUGAAAUUUGACACUCCAGUGAAAAAUGAAAAUGAUGCCAGCAGUUUAUCAAGGUCAUUGAAAUUUAGCACUCCAUUGAAAAAUGAAAAUGAUGCUAGCAGUUUAUCAAGGUCAUUGAAAUUUGACACUCCUGUGAAAAAUGAAAAUGAUGCUAGCAGUUUGUCAACUGAUGAUGACAUUUUUGAUAUCCUACCAGAUACUCUUCUCCAUUCGAUUAGGGAAAAAGAAAGAAUGGCGAUAGAGGAAAGGGAUCCAGCUAUUUCACAAGCUAAGAAACGCAAGAAAAUUAUUGCCAGUCUUCCCAAACUCUUCAACAUGAUUCACAUGAUGUUUCAUUCGAGAAAUCGUUCUGUUAUCACUAAAGAGGAGCUGAUAAACACAUUAAUCUCAAGCCACUCUGAUAUUGUUGAUAGAAGAGAAGUUGAAGAACAGUUCCAUCUGUUGUUAGAAUUAGUUCCAGAAUGGAUUUCUGAGAAGUUGGCUUCCAGUGGAAAUAUGCUGCUUGUCUCUGUAAAUAAAAUGUUGAGCCCUGAAUCCAUAAGAUCAUCACUUGAAGAAGCAAAAUGAGCAAGGAGAUACAAUGGAGCCUAGAAGUAUUUUGUUGACAUUGGAACCUAGAAGUAUACUGUUCUUUUCUUUUGGGCUGCUUGUACAUGUUCAGUCUAUUUUCUUUUGACAUUCAUUGUAGUUAGUUUGAUCUACAUUCCUAUUGAUAUAUUUAGGAGAGGUAUAUUUGUUAGAUCAACUCAUCUUUUUUGGGCAAAUGGUGUAAUCACAAUACAACUAGACUGAAUUUCGUUAAAUAAAUGAAAUGGGAAUGUUUCUUGAUGUAGGUCAUGCCCACUGACUUUGGCUGUUCGAUUAUCAUCUUUUCAUCCAUUCAAUAUAUUUAAUAAAUAUUUCAAAGAUUCUUUUCACAAUUUUAGAAGGUUUAUAUAGUAUAAUCUGUCAAAGGGGACAGUUUUGCAAUAAUAAUUUGAGUUCUUUUUAUCAAA
Molecule: messenger RNA, 2542 nt
Organism: Vicia villosa (hairy vetch)
Lineage: Eukaryota; Viridiplantae; Streptophyta; Magnoliopsida; Fabales; Fabaceae
Product: CDT1-like protein a, chloroplastic
Exons: 7
Coding region: 207-2114 (635 amino acids)
Biological process (GO): mitotic cell cycle; regulation of DNA-templated DNA replication initiation; DNA replication preinitiation complex assembly
Cellular component (GO): nucleus
Molecular function (GO): DNA polymerase binding; DNA binding
Source: RefSeq, a predicted model, not a curated record